Molecule: messenger RNA, 3823 nt
Organism: Chara braunii
Lineage: Eukaryota; Viridiplantae; Streptophyta; Charophyceae; Charales; Characeae
Source: the annotation of a GenBank genome assembly
UUGGACAGUCUUUCUUUUCGAAUUUUGCUUUAUUCAAAAUUAUUAUUAUUUUUUUUUUCCCCUUUUUUGACUAGGAAACUGUUCAAUUUUGGAUCUGUCCGAUCCUUCCCACUUGUCCGCUUCCUACCUAUUCCUCCCCCUCCAGUCCGGGUACUGGGCCAGUCCAUCAGAUUGGCCCUCGGAGGACUCUUCAGACUUCGGGCACAACAGUGCAUGACACUGCUCACUCGAUCACAGACCAAGGCCAUGGACCGGAAGGCGGGAGAAUCCCUCCUGGCCUAUGAGGAACGCCUGACGGCAUUCAUUCAGGAGGCCAACGAUAGGGCYGCCGCCGCGGCCAAGGAACGUAAUCGGCUUGAACAAGAGGAGGAGGCCAAGCGACAGAAGGAGGAACAGGACCGACUUCGUCAAGAAGAGGCAGACCUGCAGGCGGCAGCCGAACACCGGUCACGCCAGCGGAAACGACUGUUCACGCGGGAGACCGUGAUCGGCGAUGAGGCCGCACAUUGGGUGGAAGAGGCAUCUACAGACGGGGCCCCAGAGACUGAGAAAGGGCUGUCAGCCCUUGCGCAGGUCUCCCACGACCUCGUGGCCACCUGCGCUCUGCAGCAGGAGGAAAUCCUUCACCUGCAGCAGAUAUUGAACCAGAUGCUCGCACGGCUGCAGGCGGUGGAGAAACAGCCAGCUGCUGUAGCAGUCGCAGGGCCUUCCAACCUUACCACCCGUGUGCAAGUUUUGGAGGAUAACGUCAGCAACAUCAAGCGUGUGCAUCAGGACUUCCGGACGUCGCAGCAAGCAACGAACUCGCAGUUGGAGACGCAGGUCCAGGCUGCUGCCACCGUGACGCCCGCCGCUGCAUCCUCUCGGCGCCCACCGAAACUAGAUGACAUUCCAGUUUUCUGCGAUCAGUCCAAGACGGAACCGAUCCCGUGGUGGCGCCAGUUUACUCUCAGGCUCAACAUGCACCAUGUCCCGAACAACGAUCGACAUCCGUGCUUGUACCACCGAUCUGGUGACGAAGUCGCGGUGGGGGACAUGCUUGGCUACGUUGCCAAGGUGGCCCGCGAGUUUGUCUCCCAACGGUACGAAGAAAACAACGCACCUAGCGCGGACCACACGGUCAAUUUCCAUCGACGCACGCUCACGAUUCGUGAUGCAACUGGCGCCGAGGUCCCGUGUACUAUUCCUCCUCGCUCUUCCAUUCGGUGCCAAGUCGUGAGUGCCAAAUCUUUUCGAGACACAUGCCGUUCCGAGCAUGUCGAAGACAUUGGCAUCGCUUUUCUUCGAACCGCCCCCACGACCGAUUCAUCGUCCACAGAUGUGUCUUCCGACCCCCGUGUGACCCGGUUGUUAGACGAGUUCUCGGAUGUUUUUGAGACACCCUCCGGUAUAGUGCCGGAACGGCCAAUCUCUCACGAGAUCAUACUUGAGGCCGGCGCCGUGCCACCGAAAGGAUGCAUUUACCGCAUGUCCGAGGAGGAGCUCACAGUUCUCCGUGCGCAACUCGACGAUCUACUUGACAAGGGUUGGAUCCGCCCUAGCAGCUCACUUUACGGUGCGCCCGUUCUCUUCGUUCGGAAGAAGAACAAGGACCUUCGACUUUGCAUUGACUACCGAYGCCUCAACGCGCAAACCAUCAAGAACGCGGGGCCUCUACCUCGCAUUGACGAUUUGCUUGAGCGGUUGGGUGGGGCCAAGUACUUUUCGAAGUUGGACCUCAAGUCGGGCUACCAUCAGAUUUCCAUCCGCCCGCAAGAUCGGUACAAAACCGCGUUUAAGACGCGAUAUGGGCAUUUUGAGUGGGUAGUUAUGCCUUUCGGCCUCACCAAUGCCCCGGCCACCUUUCAGGCGGCCAUGACCACCGAGUUUCGCGCUAUGUUGGACCGCUUCGUCUUGGUCUACUUAGACGACAUCCUCGUCUAUAGCCGAUAUCUCGAGGAGCAUCUCGAGCACCUUCAUCGUAUUCUAGAGACUCUUCGGUCAGCCCGGUACAAAGCUAACCGCGACAAAUGUGAGUUUGUCCGGCAAGAGUUUGAAUACUUGGGCCAUUUUGUCUGUCCGGAAGGCGUUCGUCCGUUGGCAGACAAGAUUCAAGCCAUCCAGGAGUGGCCCGAGCCGAAGAAUGUGACGGACGUCCGAUCCUUCCUCGGCUUGGCCGGUUAUUAUCAGCGCUUCAUCAAGGGUUACUCGAAGAUCGCGGCCAACCUAAGCAAGUUACAAAGCGAGGAGCGRCCUUUUGACUUCGAUGAYGACGCGCGCCAUUCUUUUGAGACACUCAAAGCGGCACUUUUGUCCGCCGAGGUGUUACAUAUUUACGACCCGCUUCUAGCUACGCGCGUCACUACCGAUGCGUCGGGCUAUGGCAUUGGGGCCAUCCUUGAGCAGCACGAUGGCACGGGCUGGCACCCGGUCGAGUACUUUAGCAAGAAAGUACCUCCCGUGCAUUCGGUCGACGACGCACGGAAGAAGGAGCUUCUUGCCUUCGUCCACGCCCUCAAGCGUUGGCGACAUUUCCUCCUUGGUCGGAAAGCAUUCCGAUGGGUAAUGGAUAACAAUCCGUUGGUAUUCUACAAGUCGCAAGACACGAUUAACAUGCCCCCUGGGCGACGGGAAGCAAUUGCUAUGGAUAUCACCGACCCCUUCCCGAAGCACAAGACCGGCGUUGAUGGGAUCCUCACGGUCGUCGACCGCCUCACCAAGUAUGCCAUGUUUUUGCCUUGCCGCUAUCACGCAAAGGCACCGGAGUUAGCCGAGGUCUUCUACACCGGUUGGAUUCGCUCCAAGGGCUACCCCAAGGAGAUCGUUUGCGACCGGGACACUCGCUUUCUCUCCGACUUUUGGGCCGCCCUCAUCAAGCGAUGGGGCUCAUCUUUGAAGCCGAGUUCGGCUCGCCACCCGCAAACCGAUGGUCAAACGGAAAGGGCGCAUCAGACCGCCCAAGUCCUUCUACGCACUCUMAUCCGUYCCGACCAGGUUGAUUGGGUUGAGCGCUUGCCAGACGUUGAGUUGGCUUACAACUCAUCGAUCCACCCGGCUAUCGGGWUGUCGCCAUUCGAGUUUGAGCAUGGUUCACCCAUCUCAUCGCCGCUGGACGCCACUUUGCCACACACAGCCGAGAGCGACGACCAUCUUGUGUUCCUUCGUCGCAUGCAAGAGCUUCUUGUCAAGGCACKGGAUCAGAUGUCAAAGAUGCAAAUACGGAUGAGUUGUCAAGCCAACCGCAAUCGCCUUCCUUGCCCGUUCCGCGUCGGCGAUCUGGUUUGGGUCUCCGCCRCGGAGUUCAGCCUUGAGCAAGACAUCUUUCGCAAGCUCCUUCCCAAGUGGAUGAGGCCUUGGCGCAUUCUCUCUGCAGUUGGUGAUGAUCCCGAGGGGCCUUCAUCCCGCAUCGCGGUGCCACCUCACUUUCUCGUCCACACGGUGUUCCACUGUUCCAAACUCGCUCCGUUUGUUUCAGCGGAGUCCGACGAGUUUCCCGGUCGACGUACGCAAGACCCUCCUUCCAUGGACGGAUUUCAGGAGGCCGGCUACAUCAUCACCGACCGGCGCCAUGGCAACAAAGAAACAGAGUUUCUGCUUCACUUUUCCUACUCCAGCUACAAGGCUGACCAUUGGCUGACGCGUUCGGAACUGCAGGCCACAAGCCCCGCCGUUCUCUCACGCUAUCUUAGCAAAGGGAAGACUACGCCAAGCUCUUCAGCUCCGCGCCAUCCUCGCUACAUUCCGCCAUCGGAUCGGCAACUUUGCCUGCGACCCGGCUCGUCUUCAUAAGGAGGGGGGCGUGUUACAUGCUGAGAGCCUACACACGGGCCCCUCACGGGACCCG